GCCCUCACACUUCUCAAAUCACCACCCCCAUUCCCCACUCCUCCCACAGCAAUCGAAGCACAUCUCUCCGCUCCAGCAAAACAACCUCGACAGUCGACGCGCACGUUACGGCAAUGGCGAAGUCGCACACGCACAAGGCGUUCCUGCUCUGCAACUACGCGCUCCUGGCGGCGGCGUCCAGCUGCAUCUUCCUGACGCUGUCGCUCCGCCUCCUGCCGUCCCCGUGCGGCCUCCUCCUCGUCUUCCUCCACGCGCUCACCGCCGUCUUCUCCGCCGCCGGCUGCUCGGGCUCCUUCACCGGGCCGGCCUCCUGGCACACCGCCCACACCGCCGGCGCCGCGCUCACCGCCAUCUUCCAGGGCGCCGUCGCGCUGCUCGCCUUCACCCGCACCGCCGACUUCCUCGCCGAGAUCCAGUCCUACGUCCGCGACGAGGACGGCGCCGUCAUCCUCAAGAUGGUCGGCGGCCUCGGCACCGCCAUCUUCGUCCUCGAGUGGGCCGCACUCGCGCUCGCCUUCUCGCUCCGCCUCGACGACGACGAGGAGGAUGACGACCUCAACCGCACCAAGAACUGGGCCGCCUCCUCCUACCAUGUCUGAUCUGAUGACCUCUCCGUCGGCCUUCUCCGCUUCGUUCGCAUGCUUCGGCCGCAAACUCCUGGGAUGUGUGUGUUUGAUCUAGUGUAACUGCGCUCUCGCUGUUAUUCUUUUGUACUACUAGUAUGUACUGUCCUCCUCCCCAAUUCUUUUGUAUUGAGAUGUCAAGGCAAAUAUACAUUGCUUUACUGUCUUGCUGAGUUUCAGUUGUGCUACUGAAAGGAAGAUUUACACAGAUCAAUUGAUAAA
Brachypodium distachyon (stiff brome) is the source of this 845-nucleotide messenger RNA. RefSeq lists its product as uncharacterized. Bases 114 to 599 code for a protein of 161 amino acids. The record is from RefSeq and is a predicted model, not a curated record. NCBI's taxonomy places the organism in Eukaryota, Viridiplantae, Streptophyta, Magnoliopsida, Poales, Poaceae. The transcript has a single exon.